Messenger RNA from Anoplophora glabripennis (Asian longhorned beetle), 1177 nucleotides. Its product is annotated as microfibril-associated glycoprotein 4-like. NCBI's taxonomy places the organism in Eukaryota, Metazoa, Arthropoda, Insecta, Coleoptera, Cerambycidae. The record is from RefSeq and is a predicted model, not a curated record. The transcript is spliced from 7 exons. The coding region runs from base 10 to 1098 and encodes 362 amino acids.
UCUAAAACAAUGAUUCAAUUAUUGUCCACCGUACUUUUCGUGAUUGUGUAUAUUUUUUCUCCUGUAGUAUCACAUUCUUGCAAUGAAGAAAAUAGUCCUGAAAGACAGUCAAACGUACUGGAUAUUCGUGUAGCAAUGGAUUCUGAUACAACUUCUAUAAACUUACAAAGUACAGUAAAUGGUGGUACAAAAUCAAUUUUAACUAAUAUUACAGACGAAGAACAUCCUGCAGGGGCACCUCUUACAGACGCUAGUUAUGACAAAAGUAAUUUAGCCGUAAAGUUGGGUUAUUUAAAGGCUGAGUUACAGACAAUUGAUAGGACACUGAAGGAUAUGCAAAAUGGAUACAAAACAUUUAGCAUUAACACCGAUCAGCAAUUCUGCCAGAGAACCAAAACAUCCUUAGGAGUAAAUUACAAUCCUUGUACAAAAACAGUGAAGAAUCAAACAUCCUAUGCUAAAAACUGCAGAGAAGUUCAAAAAAAUGGGAAUAAUGUAACAGGAGUCUAUGAAAUCUUCCCCACCUACUCAAAAGCGCCCUUUUUCGUGCAUUGUGAUAUGGAAACAAAGGGGGGAGGUUGGACUCACAUACAAAAAAGAUUUGACGGAUCGCAAGACUUCACACUCGAAUGGCGGGAGUACAAAUUUGGCUUCGGAGAUCUGGAAGGCGAAUUCUGGUUAGGAUUGGAAAACAUAUAUUUACUAACAGGUUAUGGAUUAUCAGAACUCCUAGUAGAAAUAGUGGAUAGGGACAACGUGUUUGCCUAUGCCCAUUAUACUUCUUUCGCAGUAGGUCCUGAACCUGAAGGAUAUAAUCUGAAACACCUGUCAGGAUUCAGUGGGGACGCAGGGGAUUCAUUAACUUACAAUCUAGGACAAAAAUUCUCCACAAAAGAUUUGGAUUUUACAGAGAAUUGUGUUUCAAAAUACCCUGGUGGUUGGUGGUAUAAGGCCUGUCAUAUCAGCAAUCUCAAUGGGAAGUAUAUAAACAUUGAUAUUCCUUCAAAAUUCGUCUUUCAAGGAUUGCACUGGAAAACGUUCAGGAGUCACGAGUAUUGCCAUUCAAAAUCUAGAAUGUUAGUUAGGCCUGCCAAAUAAAAGACGUAUAUUUAAUUCCAAAAUUUGCUAAAUACAAAAAGUAUUGACUUGUCGAAUAGUUCUUUUUAAAAUAAAUGUU